CAUGAAGAGGAGUAUACUAGGCAUGUGUAGAUGCCACUAUAAAAUUGGAAAUAUCAAAAACCUUAGUAUUUUCUUUCAUCCUUCGAAAUUCAAAAUCAAGUCAAGUGAUCUCCGGCAACGGAGGUGGUUUUCCGAUAUAUAGAAAAGUAUAAAGUAAGAAUAGGUAUUAAAUGGGACGAUCUCCCUGCUGCGAUAAGGUAGGACUGAAGAAAGGACCAUGGACUCCCGAAGAAGAUCAGAAGCUUUUAGCUUACAUCGAAGAACACGGCCAUGGAAGUUGGCGUGCUUUGCCUUCGAAAGCUGGACUUCAAAGAUGCGGCAAAAGUUGCAGGUUGCGAUGGACCAAUUAUCUUAGACCUGAUAUCAAGAGAGGCAAAUUUAAUCUUCAAGAAGAACAAACGAUCAUCCAACUUCAUGCUCUUUUGGGUAACAGGUGGUCAGCCAUAGCAACUCAUUUGCCAAAAAGAACAGAUAACGAGAUCAAGAACUACUGGAAUACUCAUCUCAAAAAGAGGUUGACGAAAAUGGGGAUAGAUCCAGUGAGCCACAAGCCAAAAAACGAUACCCUUUUGUGUACUGAUGGUCAGUCGAAGAGUGUGGCUAACUUAAGCCACAUGGCUCAAUGGGAGAGUGCUCGGCUCGAGGCUGAAGCCAGAUUAGUCAAACAAUCUAAGCUUCGAUGCCCAGUUGAGAAGCAAGUUGGAUCAGUUGAUGCAUCCAUGGCGUCUGUUAAAUUAUUGGCAACCACCGCUGGGGAACCCACAAGGUGUCUUGAUAUACUCAAGGCAUGGGAUAGAGUUUGGGGUGGCAAGCAGAAUGACGACGGCGUUAAUGGGAACGGAGAUAUGGAAUCACCAACUUCGACACUUUCUACCACCGGCGUCGGAGAGAGUUCCACUAGCUUUUUCGAGUUUGUUGGUGGCAAUUCAUCGGGAUCUUGCGAUGAUGGAGCCACCGGAGAGGAUGGUGAAGAGGAGUGGGAGUACAAGGACGAAAACGACAUGGAGAAUUCAAUUCCAUUAACUUCUGGGUUCAGUGGAGUAACCAUGGCGUCCGAUAACAAUAAUGAGCACGUCCAUGGUGGAAAUUUCUUAGAGAGUUUUACAGAUCUUUUAUUGAGCAGUUCCGGCGGUAGUCAUCGGAAUUUACAAGGUGGUGGUGAUUCCGGCAAUGAUCUCGAACCUAAUGCAGUGAACAACAGUAAUUACUACGAGGAUAAUAGUAAGAAUUACUGGAAUAAUAUUCUUAAUUUGGUGAAUUCUUCGAUGCAAGAUCCUCCUUUGUUUUAGAAGCCCAUCUCUCACUCGAUUUUUUGUUCAUUUUUUUCGACCAAAUGCUGUCCUUGAAUGCUUGCAUGUGUACGUUGUAAGAACAUGUUGAUUCCCAGGGUUAAUGUCUAGGGUUUUUUGAUUUUUUUGAUUUCCGAUAGAAUUGUGUAAUAAUUCAAACUCCUACAACUUACUAUUUAAAAGGCGUUUAUGUUAGACAUAAUCUUGAUAAUCCAAUGAUCUAUCGAAGGCCAGUUGUACGGCUCGAACUUCAUGUUCUUUGUUAUCUUAUAAUCG
Lactuca virosa is the source of this 1565-nucleotide messenger RNA. The record is from the annotation of a GenBank genome assembly. Lineage: Eukaryota; Viridiplantae; Streptophyta; Magnoliopsida; Asterales; Asteraceae.